Molecule: messenger RNA, 597 nt
Organism: Homalodisca vitripennis (glassy-winged sharpshooter)
Lineage: Eukaryota; Metazoa; Arthropoda; Insecta; Hemiptera; Cicadellidae
Exons: 4
Coding region: 137-445 (102 amino acids)
Source: RefSeq, a predicted model, not a curated record
CUCCGCCCAGAGCCAACGGAGCUGAGGACUCACACCCACCACUCCCACCCCUCUACUGUCAGGGGAGAGCACACCCCACGCCUCCCCCUCCUCCACCACCCCCCUGCCUGACACUCCAGAGCCCAUCGUUAGGAAGAUGGGUGAGGGGCUGAGUCCCAGUCCAGUUCGCCGGGUUGCCGAGCCACUGCGUCAGACCACAGCCGAAAAUUCUCUCAUUGAGCCCACAGAAGUGCUUGUCUGCCAGAGCCCUGUUCUCACCGCCGAGCCAGUUCUCACACCUCUAGAGAAACUGAGGCGAACAGACGAGGUAAUCCGGGAAGCGCUGGAGGAAAAGAAGCGGUUGGUAGCAGAUAUCCUGCGAGUGUGCCACGUGAUGACUACGACAACAUCGCAGAGUUGGCAGCUGAGCCUAGUGGGGACAAGGAAGCUGCUGAGAUCUUGCUAGCUGCCGUCACGCAAGCCAACAAGUUGUGGUCUGUGGUGAACGAAGCAUUAAGAGUGACUGAAGAGGAGGCAGUGAGUGCCAGUGCCAGUGCCGGGCCGGACGGUACACGGCACCGGUUUCCUGGCGUGCCGGCACAUCAGCUGCACCACAUC